This is a messenger RNA of Cryptomeria japonica (Japanese cedar), 2001 nucleotides long. Its product is annotated as homeobox-leucine zipper protein HOX15. The transcript has 5 exons. The coding region runs from base 549 to 1514 and encodes 321 amino acids. Gene Ontology annotation, biological process: regulation of DNA-templated transcription. Gene Ontology annotation, molecular function: DNA-binding transcription factor activity, RNA polymerase II-specific; sequence-specific DNA binding. The record is from RefSeq and is a predicted model, not a curated record. NCBI's taxonomy places the organism in Eukaryota, Viridiplantae, Streptophyta, Pinopsida, Cupressales, Cupressaceae.
ACCCCCUUCAGUGCGCUAAUCAUUCACAGUGGUGGUAUACUCAUUAUGUAUAUAUCCGAUCCGCCGCUGGCAUAGCAGUAAGACUAGCAUUUGUAUUACUCAUCUCAUCACGCGCGCGUGCAGCUACAGCGCCCCCCCCGCACCAUAUAGAGGCAAGCAAACCCCUUGUGUUCUUUGCGUCAAACAACAACAGGUUUUUUCCGUAGUCUGCCUGCCUAACUUUGCCUCUUCAAUCUUCUUCAGUCUUCUUCAAUCUUGUUCAUCUUCUUGUUCUUGCCUUGACUGUGAGAGAUUUUGACUGUGACCAUAUCCAGAACGUAUCUAAUUUCAUCAUCCCUGACGUCGCAACGCAAGCUUUCACGGAUGUCAAAUAUUUGAAGCCUUCCUGCCUUCCUUCUUUCUCGCAUUCGUCGCUGCUCUGCAACACCAGACAGGAAAGGAAAUUUGUUCUUGUGAAGUUUAGGUGAAAAGAAGCAGUUUUGGCACAGUUUGCUUCUUGUGAAGUUUAGGUAAGAAGCAUUUUUGGGAGUGUUAGGUUCUUUUUUGGCAUGGAGGAGACGAACAAGGAGCAACGGGGUUUGGAGCGGCUGAGGUCGAUGUCCAUGUCGGCGGAGGACGCAGGGUUGGCGCUGAGCGUCGGGCUAUCCAUUGCCAUGCCUUCCAGGCAGGAAGACGAGCUUGAAUCGCCUAAAAAAGGCUUGCCUUUGCAGCUGGAGCUUCUGCCUUUGCGCCCCCUUGCGCGCGUUGCUGCUCCUCAGGGUUCGCCCACGUCUCCACCAUUUCCCUGGUUGUUGCCUCAUAGCUGCCGAGAAGAGGUGACGAUUGCGGAGGCGAAUCCUGCACGCGGGAUAGACAUGAAUCGGGCGCCUGACGCAUCAUCGGCCUUCCGCUCGGAGGCUUUGCGCGUUAUGGAGAGCGGCGGCCCUUUGCCUGUAAAACGGGAGCGGGAAAAGCCGUCCUUUGAAUUCGAGCUCGAGAGGGAUCGAAACUGCGACGUGAGCUCCAGGACCAGCGAUGAGGAAGAAAUCGGCUCUACGAGGAAAAAGCUCAGGCUUUCCAAGGAGCAGUCCGCUCUGCUGGAAGAGAGCUUCAGAGAACACAGCACUCUGAACCCGCAGAAGCAGAAGAACGCGCUGGCAAAGCAGUUGAAUUUACGACCGCGGCAAGUCGAAGUCUGGUUCCAGAACAGAAGAGCUCGGACAAAGCUAAAGCAGACAGAAGUCGACUGCGAACUUCUGAAGCGAUGCUGCGAAAACCUAACGGAAGAAAACAGAAGACUUCAAAAGGAGUUGCAGGAGCUGAGGGCAUUAAAGGCUGCUCCGCCAUGUGUAAUCGGAGGAGGAGGAGGAGGAGCAGGUGGCCGUGACUAUUAUAUGUCGCUUCCAGCAGCCACGCUCACCAUGUGCCCUUCCUGUGAGCGCGUUGCCUCCAUGGACAACAUUAAUAGAAGCGCCACCCUUCCCUUCUCAAAACCCCAGCUUUCUCAGUUUGCUCAACAGUCGGCGGCAUGUUAGCUUUCAGCUUUCAGCUUUCCCUUUCAUUUAUCAAUUUCCCUCAUCUCUUCACAGCGCUUCUUUUUGCUCAGAUCUGUGAUGUCCUUUCUUGCCCCCUACCCUUCCCCCACACACACAGCAAAUAGCAAUAUAUACAAUACAUAUCCAUCCAUUGAAUACAAAGGAAACGCAAAGAGAAAGUGAUUGACUAACAAUCUCUACGCCGUAUUUCGGGUCGAUCUCUCCGUGCAGGAGGAGAUUUGUCUGUCUGUAUAUUGUCAAAAUCUCCUCAUCUCCAUUCAUUAUUGUUCUUGCUAGUGCUCUCUGUACAUAAAUUUUGAAGCUGGAGGAAAUACAAUACCCAAUUAUAGUAAUAACAUUAGAGAGUUUUGAUGACCUCCUCACUGGUUUCUGAUCUUUACACUGGUUUUCUGUACUUCAUCCAUGGUUUUUUGUUACCCGUUUCAAAGUGGAAUAAUAUUUUGAGGACGAGUUGUUAUUCUGUUCA